Sinocyclocheilus grahami is the source of this 1817-nucleotide messenger RNA. Its product is annotated as cortexin-3. The record is from RefSeq and is a predicted model, not a curated record. NCBI's taxonomy places the organism in Eukaryota, Metazoa, Chordata, Actinopteri, Cypriniformes, Cyprinidae. The transcript is spliced from 3 exons. Bases 62 to 406 code for a protein of 114 amino acids.
GCUGAUGUGGAUGUGACGCUGGAAUGGGCGAGCUCCGCUGGAUUUGACUGUCACUCUGGACAUGGAUCCCACAUUCUCACAGGGAGACAGAGAUGAGGCCCAUGUGGAGGAUGUGAGGAUGCGCGAGCGUCUGCUGUGGGACGAGCCGCUGCAGAUCUCCUGGCUGAUGGAGGCCGAGCCGUUCACCUCCUCCCUCCAGACGGGGGGUCCUGUGGCGGGCGCCAGCAUGACCCUGGAGCAGAAGACCACCUUUGCCUUCGUCAUCUUCCUCUUCGUCUUCCUCUGCAUGCUGAUCGUGCGCUGCUUCCGCAUCCUGCUGGACCCCUACCGCAGCAUGCCCACUUCCACCUGGGCCGACGGUCUGGACGGACUCGAGAAGGGCCAGUUUGAUUACACGCUGGCAUAGAGACACACAAUGACACACACAAACACACACACACUCCCGCAGAGCGCUGGACAUCCUGAAGUCAUACACAAACACGUGUAGAAAUACAUCAAAUAUACAGUAAUUCUGCAUAUGAGCAGCUCCGCCACAAGCUUGUGAAGACUAUAACACAUACACACACACACUGUGCUCACUGCCUUCCACACAUACAAGAUGUUGUUUGAGAAGAUGAGUGUGCAGUGCUUUAUUCCAGGCUGAAUGGAUACUGAGCUCUUAUUAGCGCUGAGACACAGGGUAGCCUUCUUUUAUAUUCUCCCAAAACCACAGCCCUCCUGUCCUCAUGUAUCUGUGCUGUUGUAAACUGCCAAGUACAAAUCUCUAGAAGAGAAGCUCUUUCUAAAACCGUUUAUAAGCACUUCAUAUGACGCUUUUGUCGAAAUAGCCCUUAAAAAAACGUGCACUGUAAUCGGCCACUGUCAAAGUUUACAUGAUUCAUUACUGGCAAUUACUGCAGUGCUUCUGGCCACAUCCUGGCCUUUUUAGAAACCUCUAGCUGAUAUGAAUACGCAGUUAGGACAGGCUGUUAGAUGAGCUGUUGAUUCAUUGUGUGUGCAAUAUGUGGCUCACUUCACAGGUUCUGUACAUCUGAAAGCUCAUUGAUGGUAGGAACCGCAGGAUCUGUCAGCCUUAGCACGAUAAAUACUCUUAGAUCACGUCUCUACCUGUAUAUUCAUAGGCUGUAGUUUCGUAAGCCUUAACCCGUGAAGCUGCCAUCAGGAGAAGCAUCGUAAUGUGAAGUCGCAUGACCCAUUUGAGCCUUUGAGCCGAACGCUAAUCUUGAAAAUCCAUGUCCUUGAGAGCCGAUAAUCACACACUGAUAAUGAUGUGAACGCUCUUCUGCCCCGUCGAUCGUAGCUCAUCUCACCGAUGAUCGUGAUGAUUUUUGUUGCACUACUUCAUUGUACCUGCUGUCACUGUGAAAGAGUCGACAAGCUUUAGAGCACUAAGUAAAGGACGCGUUAUUGUAUGUGUCGUGACAAAGAUUUAACAAUCAUUAUAGCUGCUCAUGUUUGAAAGACUGAAGAUAUUGGGGUUGGAGUGAACAGAUGGUUUUCAUCGUUCCUCAUGAAGCGCUGCUGCUCUCUAGAUGAUACAAAGCACUAAACAGCUCUGUCUGUCUGUCUGUGAGUUUUAGUAGAGUAUGUGGAGCCUCAAAACAAUUUAGACCUUCAUACUGUUUAGAAAUAAGUGUCUGUAAAACAGAGAAAUAAUACAUCUAGGAAACAAAGCACCAGUAUAUUCAAACACAAGAUAAUUCUGAAUUAUGAUGCUUUGUUUUAAUAGUGUCACAACCUCAUUUAUGUUUAAAAGAGAUAAUUAAUAAAACAUUUCCAAAGCAGUAUAAAUGUCAUUUCCUGUUUUAAUGUCAUCA